This is a messenger RNA of Pieris rapae (cabbage white), 1138 nucleotides long. RefSeq names its product peptidyl-prolyl cis-trans isomerase G-like. Bases 78 to 1052 code for a protein of 324 amino acids. The record is from RefSeq and is a predicted model, not a curated record. Lineage: Eukaryota; Metazoa; Arthropoda; Insecta; Lepidoptera; Pieridae. The transcript is spliced from 2 exons.
CUAUAAGUAGAUUGCGAGAUUUAUCUUCGCGAUCAUUUGAAAGAAUAAGUUUCGUUAAUGCCAGGUCAUCAAGAGCAAUGUAUGCUAUGGAACGCGAUACUGAAGUGCGGCAUAAUGAACGCAAUGUUCGCGAAAAUGAAAAUCAUCGGUCACUCGACGAAGUACGGCGUGUCCUCAGAUCUUUAGAAAUCUUGAAUGUCCGAGAUAAUACGGAAAGAACUGUUAGGAAAGAUGUUCCGAUGGCCCAAUUUAGACAACGCACGAUAAAAACAAAUAGUGAUCUUGCAAAUUCGUAUCAUAGAGAUUCUUCUAAUAGGAACACUGUAGCAAGGCGAGAAGUACGAAAGUUUAACCGUAACGAACGUGAUGCUCGUCUUAAUAAUAACCAUCGUUUACCUUUAAGAGAAACUGAAAGGAACUUUUUUAGAAACACCAGAGAAUCCGACAGAAUUAGAAACAGUAUGGAGAGGAAUGUCCAAAUAAACGAACGUAACGAGAGGCGCGAUAGCACAAGGUCUGCUAAAAGAUUCAGAGAAUCCAACGAAAUACUAAGAGAUAACACACAGAGGAAUUAUCUGAGAAGUAAUGAUGACAGAACUUCUGAGCGAAGACAACAAAGGACCUAUACUCACACGAUGAGACGCACCAGUUCUGAUGAGAAUCAGAUUCGAAGAUCUAACUCUAAAGGUGAAAGGGAUGAUGAUACAAGAAUGCGACAAAAUGUGAACAAAAACGUGGACAGGAGAUUAUCUAACGACAAUAGAAGAAUCAGUCAAUCAGUUGGACGUCAGUUAAGAGAACCAAGAAUGACGCAGCAGUUGGAAAAAAACAAAAGAACACGCGAAUACGACCUGAACUUUGAUCAUUCAAGGAACACAUUGAGCAUGGUCAAUGAAGAAAACUCAUCAUUAACAUGGCAGGCCGCGUUUUACGCUCUUCAAGCUAUUUACAUUUGUACUAUUGUUGUCAAGGUUUUGAACAGAACAGAUUCCACUAAGAGGAAAACCUGGUCUUUCCAGUGGCUCUCUAUACCAGCAAACAAAAUCGAUUAACUACAGAGACCUGCAGGCAUGGAAAAUGAUAUUGUUAAUUUAGUGAAAUGUAUCUAAAAUAAUAAUAAAUCUGUUAUUUGAAAUAU